AUGUUUGGCCAUGCACGUAGAAUUUCGUAUCUGUCGCAGCUGCACUCACGACCACGACGACGACCACGACGACCACCACGACGACCACCACGACCAUCACCCGGUGUCAACACGAAGAAGACGCUUCGUCGCAUGUUUCCUGUCUAUACGAGUUUCGAGCGUCGCAUAAUCCCAUUAUUGUUCUUUCCUACGGACCUGGUUGUAUCGUCAUCGAUUCCAUAUACUCAUCAGUGUCCCACACCGUUCUCGCCGUCUUGGUCUUACAGCUCGCCAAAUCUCUGUUAUCGCCAGGGUGACAGUCUCAUGGAACGCGAUUCCGCAGCAGCAGCAACAGCAGCAGCAGCAGGAGGCGCCGCACAUAUACCGAAAUUACCAGGCGGAAAAUACCGUGGAGAAUUCGCCCCUCCAUCUGCGCUAGGUUCUGUGAAGCUGGAUGAGGGUUACUCUGAUGAAACUAGAAGCCAAGCAGAAAAUGAAGUGGCUCAAACAUCAGACGAAGGCGUAAGUCUACCUAGCUGGAUUCUUGCACAUAGCGAAGCCGACAGAGCAGAAUUGGCUUAUAGCAUAUUGAGAACCUUGCGUACCUCGACAGUUUCCUCAGUCGUUGAUCGACUAACUCCACUUCUCCAUAUGGACCCUGUUCUCAAACUUCCCCCGGAAAUCACUUCGGAAAUAUUCUCAUAUCUCGACACGUCUACACUGCUUACUGCAGCACUUGCGUCCAGAGCUUGGAGAGAGAGAAUUAUAGAUUCACGACUGUGGAGGCAUCUUUAUAUUCAAGAAGGAUGGCGUUUCGACAUGGACGCAGUUCGAACUUUCGAACAAUCUCUUUCGAAGCCACCCUUUUCGCACAACCGAAAGUCAAGAACGAGGCGUUCAGAUACAGAUAUGGGGCAGCCAAAGCUAAAAAAGCGCGUUCCCUCAGGCUGGAUCGAUUCGAGAAGAGGAUCUCGCGUUGGUAAUAAUAAUAUGCAGGACGCAAGCCCCCCAUGGAGUGAGCAGCAUGAGACGGUUGAAGCCGAUGGUACUUCUGCCUUCGAGAUGAAUACCCUACCUGAUGCCGAGGGUGACCACGAGAUGCGCGAUGCUAGUUAUGAUGAUCACUCGAUUGGGUCAUCGCCAGAUCAAAGCCGGCCUCCGCAAUCUAUAGAUUUUAGCAGCGUACAGUUCACCCACAAAUCUGGUCGGGCCGAUAGCUCCGCAAGAUACCCAUCGUUUCACUCACCGCUGACGAAUUAUAACCCCCAAGCGAAGGCCCCACAUCUCUUGAGGACAAUUAAUGGUACAAGCCGGUUGAACUGGCCAUAUCUAUACAGACAAAGACAAAAACUGGAAGAUAACUGGAGGAAGGGCCGGUUUGUUAAUUUUCAACUUCCUCACCCAGCCUAUCCUUCAGAGGCGCAUACGGAGUGUGUAUAUACAAUUCAAUUCUCCGGGAAAUGGCUUGUCAGUGGAAGCCGCGACAAAACAGUGAGAGUCUGGAAUUUGGAAACAAGAAGGCUCAGAGGGAGUCCUUUGGUAGCACACAGUAAAUCAGUUCUCUGUUUGCAAUUCGAUCCGAGUGCGGAAGAAGAUAUCAUCAUAUCUGGGAGUAGCGAUAGGAGCGUCAUAGUUUGGCGGUUUUCCACGGGUGAAAAAAUCAAUGAGCUCGCCAAUGCCCAUCAGGACUCGGUAUUGAACCUACGAUUCGAUAAACGAUUUUUGGUUACAUGCUCGAAAGAUAAAUUAAUAAAAGUUUGGAACCGCCGCGAGCUUAGUCCGAUGGACAAAGAUUAUCCCUCCUUUUUUAAUGGUGCUGGUGUGCGAUAUCCAACGUAUAUUGUUGACACAUCCUUGAUAUCUCCUAGCACAUUGGAAGCCCAAAUCGCCAAUCAACAGAUCAAAACGCUGCCACCUUACUCACUACUUAUGACCCUGGACGGUCAUGGUGCCGCCGUAAAUGCGAUUCAGAUAGAUGAAAAUGAAAUUGUCUCUGCCUCUGGGGAUCGUUUAAUCAAAGUAUGGGAUAUACACAACGGAGCCUGCUUAAAAACUUUGAUUGGCCACAAGAAAGGCAUCGCGUGCGUCCAGUUCGAUAGUCGGCGAAUAGUAAGCGGCAGCAAUGAUGACACUGUACGGAUAUAUGACCAUGCCUCAGGGGCUGAGGUUGCGUGCUUGCACGGACACCAUGGCCUCGUACGAACCGUCCAGGCAGGUUUUGGGGAUCCACCUGGAGCGGAGGAGACACUUCGGCUUGAGGCAAUGGCGGUAGACACUCAAUAUUGGAAGGCUCGACUCCGCGGCGACAUUCCUGAAUCUAGCUCUUCGGUUCGGCGCCAACAGAGAUCGUGCCCUGUAAGAAGCUCCGGGUCCAGAAACCCCAAUGACAUAAUGGCCCUAGGAGCCAAAAUACCCCCGGGCGGUGGAGGGAGCAGUUGGGCCCGCAUUGUUUCCGGCUCUUACGACGAAAGUAUCAUCAUGUGGAAAAAGGACCAAGAGGGAAAGUGGGUUAUUGGGCAAAGACUCCGUCAGGAUGAAGCUGCCAGAGCAGCCGCUGCAAAUGUAAUUCCGGACCCUGCCCUAGCCAACCAGCCGAUUCCCCCUCUCCCGGGUCAAUCCCCACAGGGUCUUAUGGGACCACAUCCCAUGUCCCAAUCGUCCCAGCAAACCACCCCCCGCCUCAGCGGCAAUUCAGUCCAAUAGGCCCAUCACGAUGGGCAUCGCUAACGAUGCAGGAUCACCUUGCCUGAAUGCAAUGAAUCAACACCCUUCCCAACCACUUCAACAAGCUCAGGGUCCACUGGUCGGCGCUAACAGACCGUUGCCUGUUCCCGCUCCCCACCCUACAGCUAGAAUUUUCAAAUUGCAGUUUGACGCACGCCAGCUUAUAUGUGCUAGCCUGGAUCACAGAAUUGUAGGCUGGGACUUUGCGUGUGGUGACCAGGAGCUUGAGUGGGCUUGUCAGUUUCCACUGGUCUUUGAGCUCGACCCCCAGAUUUUACAUAUAUUGCCAACCAGCCAUUCAAGAUUCAAGAUCUUUUUGAAUCUUCCAGUGCCUUUGUGCUACUCUCCACCCGCUUCCUUUGGAUACCGAUGCUAGUUACACGUCUUGCUAUAUUGCCAUUUUUUGAGCCUCUUUCCAAAAUGCAUACAUCUCCUAGCAAGCGCGAAUCCAUAUUUUCCUUCCUCCAGCGAUUUGAAGCGUCCUUUUUUCUCGCAUCGAUGAAGUAUACCAUCCAAGUUGAUUGCCUGAACAUUUAUCUCUUUUAAAGGGGAUGUGUGUAUUUUCUUUGUUUCAUGUUUGCUACUGUUUCCCUGGCGGUUUCGGUUUUGGUACGCAUGAUAUUUAUACCAGGGUCAAACCCAGACUUCCUUUCCUGCUAAGAAUAAAUUCAUAUUGCUUUAGCCCCACUCAACUUUUUGUGCUUCCAUGGAAACACUCUCAUGGGCCUGCGAUGCCGGUUGCUCGAAAAGCAAAGACUGUUGUGCAUGUGUAAGUAAGUACUCCUGCAAUGAGAUGACUCGCUAUGCUAUAUAUUUUAUUUUACACUAGAAUACUCCUCGAAAUGUACUGGAGUUUACUGAAGGGCUCUGCAUAUGAUAUUCGCAGUUGAAGAAUGAGCAAGUAUAAUAAAGUUUUACACGUGUUGAAGUAUCUGGGUAAUUUCAGGGUUUUAUUUGGGAUUAGAAUCUAAACAACACAAUCGAGGCCGGAUUCAUCAAUCAAGACCCCCUCUAACCACAGAGGCGGAAGAUAUCUUUGUCAUGUUAGGCAGGACCCCUCAGACGAAGGCUGUCAACAGUUAAAUACCAUCGAAAAGCCAACAGUACCUGGUUGAUUCAGCCAAAACGCCAUGCCGUCCCCCUUUUGCCACGGGCUAUAUUCCGCAAGAAAGCUCAUGGUAUGCGAACAUGUAUUGCUGGCGAGGAUAGUAUGGAAUGCCUCCUGCUCCUCAGAUAUAGGUACAUUCAAAGUGGCGACCAGCUGGUCCCUUGGGGGUUGCUUGGAAUACGUCGGGGAAUGCGGUAUCGUCCAUGGCUGCGUGGACCAGAUAUCUACCGUGACACUCGGACCGUAGCCGUACUGGCCUUCGGAAGUAGGCUUGGGGCUGUCGAAGGCUAGCAUGCAACCCGUUGCGCCUGCCGGGAUUCCUUCGAAAGUAAAGGUAGUGAUUCUCGUGUUCACGCCGUCUCUGCGCGCGACGGUGAAGAACCAGUCGAACUCGAUUGGUAAGUCGGGAUUGUUUAUGUCAAGCAAAUCGAAGGUCGUAGGGGCAAUUGUUUGGCAGCCCUGAAGAGCUAACUCGGCAGUCGUGCCAUGGGCAAGAUCGGCGGCAGGCGAAGGCGCUGCAAUGGCGGCUCCAAGGAGGGAGAGAAGAGCCAGACAGCUAGCCAAGGAGCCCGGGAUGACUAUUAUUGCUACAAGGAGAUGGAUUUCCAGACGUUUAAACGCCCUUAAGAAACAAGAUAUUGGCAUAGGAGGAGCCCAAUGACUAUCCAUCAGCGUAUUUUGCCCCGAGGCAUCUGGCAUACACAUCGCCGUUACAAGCUAGGCAUACCGUUUCCUAGCUAUCCAUAGACCAACUGUGAAGAUUUACCCCAUUCGUUUGUUUACCUGUAUUGUAAUUAGCUAGAUGAUUCGAAUAGCGGAGUUUGGAAAGGUACCAUGUGCUAAGCCAGCGAGGACGUAUCUGAAAUUGACUGCAGUCCUAGAUUCUAUUCAUAAAGUUCCAAAGUGGUGGGUUGGUUCGAGUAAGAUGAGGUGAAAUGCAGGAGUCUAGAACAGGACGAGAGACCCUAUCGAGUCUAUACAGAUUACUCGCAUGUGCAUUCUUCCGCCAGUCCUUGCAAGCAAUAUCUGACCUUUUAUUAACGUAGCCAAGUUGAAUAGUUUGAGAAAAAAGAGGACAGCAAAUUUAAAUCCUAGAGUAUGGGAGAGAAUGGUUGGGGAUUCAACUCUCAGCGUAGUAAUUUCGUUCUGUGUAUCUCAGGUAACUUACAGGACCUGUAACUAUACUUUUUAUAGCCACCCCACCCCACCUAUGAUAGUUUGAAAUUUAUUAAUACUGAUUGAAUCAUAU
Blastomyces gilchristii SLH14081 is the source of this 5060-nucleotide messenger RNA. RefSeq names its product F-box and WD domain-containing protein. The transcript is spliced from 4 exons. NCBI's taxonomy places the organism in Eukaryota, Fungi, Ascomycota, Eurotiomycetes, Onygenales, Ajellomycetaceae. Bases 1 to 2682 code for a protein of 893 amino acids. Gene Ontology annotation, molecular function: protein binding. The record is from RefSeq and is a predicted model, not a curated record.